AUGUCCAAACCCAAAGAAGAGCAACCCGUGAUUCCUUUUGAACCCAAACCCAACGACAUUGUUUGCACCAAAUUGAGGACGUGGAAUUCCAAACAUUCCGGCAACAAGUUUUUCAAUGCCAUGAUUCAAGAAACAGCCUGCAAAGUUCAAGAGGAAAACAUCAAGAGCACUUCCGAAAUGCUCUUGAACGUGGUGGUCAAUCAACGGGGCGGCCGCUUUUUGAAACUCAGCGAUGCGGAUGUCCUGCACGGCACCAAGCCGAACAAUUGCACCGUCAUGAAUCGGAAGCAAUGCCUCAACAAGGUCAUUCGGACUUUGAGAACAGCCUUUUGCCGACAUCACGGGACUCUGGCCAAGCGAAUGCGCCCUCCGACUAAAACUCGACGCAAAAAGGCCAAGGAAUACAAAUUGCAUUCUGGUUCGUCCACCAUUCAUCCAUAUGCUUUGCAAUUGCUGGCGGGAGUCAUGAAUUCGACCAAAAAUGUGGCCUAUCGAGAAUUGGACAAGCCGGGGGAACCAUAUGAUACUAUUGAAACAGAACCACACCAAUUGAGGUUGAUGCGGCUGCAGUUGAGACAUCGAUUGAUUGCGGCCAAGGAAGCGAUGAUGCCCGCAGUGGAAUUUGGGAUUGCCAUUAUGAACUUGUGGGGAGGUCGAGUAGAAGUACAAAAGAAUCCACUGCCAAGUGUGGUGGUGAGUAAUACUACUGGUGGUGCUGAGGGUGCUUCUGAGGCCGCUGGUACGGAACCGGCUAUUGCUGCCGACAAUAUUGGCAGUCUCAACACCAUCAAUACUGAUGGCACUGGUAUUACCACUAAUACUAUUAUCAACGCAGCCAGCAAUACAAAUCCCAGCAACGUCAAUCCCAGCAACGUCAAUCCCAGCAACGUCAAUCCAAACAUUACAACAACAUCGACGGCAGUGAUGAGUAAGGAAUCAUCCCAAUUGAAAAAUAACGAAAUGAAGGAUCAGAUGAGAGCAGCCACACGAAACAAGAUGAAGAAUCUAAUGACCGAUGUGGGUGGUGGUACGGGGACCAAAGCAUCAUCGCACAGCAAAGCAACUCGUAAACCUGUCCGAGGAAGUCUUGCCUCCAAGACGUUGCCCAGAGGAAGUCUUGCUUCCAAGGCAUUGCCCAAUACGAGUGGCGAUGGAGGUGGUGCCAAUAAGAAAAUGUCGCCAAAUAAAGCUACUGCUGAUGGCUCUCCAGGUCGCAAGAAAAGAAACUCUCCUUCGAGAGGUUCUCCUUCCAGAGCAUCGUCCACCCGAGCUGGUGGUGGUGGUGGUGGUGGUGGCAAGUUAGCUACUCCUCCUAAAUCAACCAAACCUAGGAGAGGAAGUCUAGCCAGCAAGACUUUACCAGACAUGGUCAUGCCUGCUGCUGUUGCUGCUGCUGCUGGUGCUGCUGCUGGUCCUUCCAAGGAGGCAACUACAAUUAUUGAUCAUCCGCCGUCUCAACACAACAUUGGUAGUCUAGUUCACAAUGUGGAACUAGCCAAUGAAGACUCCCCCUUUUAUGCAAAACUAUGA
Molecule: messenger RNA, 1530 nt
Organism: Cylindrotheca closterium
Lineage: Eukaryota; Bacillariophyta; Bacillariophyceae; Bacillariales; Bacillariaceae
Source: the annotation of a GenBank genome assembly